ACCCGGCUUCUCACCGCGGUGGGCACGCUUCGUUCCUUUGCGCAGGCGCGGUGUGCGGUCCACGCGCGCGGCUAUGCCGGCCCGGCACGUCUCGCGGGUCCGGGCCUUGUAUCGGCGCAUCUUGCUGUUGCACCGGGCUCUGCCCCCAGAUCUCAAAGCCCUUGGCGACCAAUACGUGAAGGACGAAUUUAGGAGACAUAAGACCGUUGGUUCUGACGAGGCCCAGCGUUUCUUGCAGGAAUGGGAGGUGUAUGCAGCAGUGCUAUGGCAACAAACUAAUGAAAACAGACAAAAUUCAACAGAAAAAGUAUGUUUUGGAGCUGCCCUACCAGAAGAAAAACUUAAUGACUUUCGUGAUGAACAAAUUGGACAGUUGCAGGAGCUGAUGCAAGAAGCUACUAAACCCAAUAGACAAUUUAGUAUUACUGAAUCUAGGAAACCAACAUUUUAGUCUACACAAUAAAGCUUAACAAGCAUUUUAAGUUCAGAACCCCUUAUUUUAAGUCUCAUGGUUUUUAGGAAUUUGUUUCUUAAGCUUUUAGGCUUUGAGAAUGCCUAGUAUU
This is a messenger RNA of Neomonachus schauinslandi (Hawaiian monk seal), 563 nucleotides long. RefSeq names its product succinate dehydrogenase complex assembly factor 3 (gene SDHAF3). Gene Ontology annotation, biological process: mitochondrial respiratory chain complex II assembly; succinate metabolic process. The record is from RefSeq and is a predicted model, not a curated record. Gene Ontology annotation, cellular component: mitochondrion; mitochondrial intermembrane space. The transcript is spliced from 2 exons. NCBI's taxonomy places the organism in Eukaryota, Metazoa, Chordata, Mammalia, Carnivora, Phocidae. The coding region runs from base 74 to 451 and encodes 125 amino acids.